AUGUACAGGCAAAUAAUGGUAAACGGGGAGAGCCAGCGGUAUCAACACGUUUUGUGGCGCAAAGAAAUGGAAGAGGAGAUAAAAGAGUAUCAGUUGACAACAGUAACAUUUGGAACAGCCAGUGCUCCUUUCCUAGCGGUCAGAACAUUGAUACAAAUUGCCAAAGAAUGCGAGGAUGCUGAAGUGAAAAGAAUAAUUGAGGAAGAUUUUUAUAUGGACGAUCUUCUUACUGGUGCCGACUCGAUAGAGGAGUGUCUACAGCUUCAGCAAAAGAUAUCAAGACAAUUAGAGCGCUACGGCUUCCAUUUAAGGAAAUGGUGUUCAAACAGUGAGCAAGUCAUAAAAUCUUCGAAAGCAGACAAGGAGUUUGAUAUAAUAGAUAUCGACGAAAACACCAAUGUGAAAACUUUGGGGCUACAAUGGAAACCCAAUGAAGACUAUUUUCGGUUCAAAAUAUCAGAAUACUCAUCUGAGGUUACAACUAAAAGACUGGCGUUGUCGUAUUUAGCCAAGAUAUUUGACCCACAUGGUUUGCUGACACCAGUCAUAAUAACGGCUAAGAUAUUCAUACAAAGCUUGUGGCUGCUGAACAUAUCUUGGGACGACACAUUAACUGAGGAGUUGGAGAAGACCUGGAAGCAGUUUGUGACGAAAAUUUCAUCUCUGCAGGACGUCCAUAUACCUAGAUGGCUGAAUACUUCGUCCACCAAUAAAAUACAAAUUUUGGGAUUUGCAGAUGCAUCUGAGAAGUCAUAUGCAGCCGUAGUGUAUGUUAAAACUGGAAAAGGAGUGGCUUUGCUUGCUGCUAAAAGUAAAGAGAACCCAAUUAAAAACAAGAAGACUCUUCCGAAACUAGAGCUUUGUGCAGCCUUUUUGCUGCCGAGGCUCUUGAGAAAAAUCGUUAAUGUAGUCAAAGCGGAUUUGGAAGUUUAUGCUUGGAGUGACUCUACAAUAACUUUGGCUUGGAUAGAGAACAAUAGGAGUAAGGAUAAGUUUAUAAGAACACGAGUAACCGGCAUACGAAAUUUGGUUCCUGAGGCGCAAUGGCGGUAUGUCAAAUCAAAGGAAAAUCCAGCAGACUUGGGAUCGCGAGGAGAGUCUCCAGAUAAAUUGAAGGGCUUAAAAUUGUGGUGGAGUGGUCCCGAAUGGUUAAGCAUGCCAGAAGCGGAGUGGUCCCUAGCCCCGCCAGAAGCAGAGUUGUUGAAUGCAGAGAAAUAUCUUAUUAAAGGUCAUCAGAUUGCAGAAUGGCCACUGGAGUUACAGAAGCUAAAAAAUGAGCUACAGAUUAAUCAUCGGCACAAGUUGUCGACCUUGCAACCAUAUGUGGACGAAGAAGGGAUCCUAAGAGUUGGAGGUCGAUUGCAGUACUCCAAUUUGCAGUUUGAUCAAAAACAUUCAAUAAUUAUUCAGAAGAUCCAGACUGGUGGACUUAAUUAUCCGGAACGCACAUGA
Stomoxys calcitrans (stable fly) is the source of this 1452-nucleotide messenger RNA. RefSeq lists its product as uncharacterized. The coding region runs from base 1 to 1452 and encodes 483 amino acids. The record is from RefSeq and is a predicted model, not a curated record. The transcript is spliced from 2 exons. Lineage: Eukaryota; Metazoa; Arthropoda; Insecta; Diptera; Muscidae.